Ambispora leptoticha is the source of this 164-nucleotide messenger RNA. Lineage: Eukaryota; Fungi; Glomeromycota; Glomeromycetes; Archaeosporales; Ambisporaceae. The record is from the annotation of a GenBank genome assembly.
GCAAUUUUCACUUGAGCAUUUUUGAAAUGCUAAUGUCCUGUCCUUUUACUGUUGCCUCCGGUUUAAAUGAGGUAGAUCUAUUAAAAGUGCCUGCCACAGUAUCGUUGUUAAACAAAACAAAUCGUUCAUUUCGUGAAAACGCCAACAAGCGCGAAAAUGAGUAA